AUGUAUACAACUUCGUUCGCCUUCUUCGAGGCUCUGGUCGAGGCCGGAGUCAAGAACUGCUUCGUCAACCUCGGGUCCGACCACCCCAGCAUCCUCGAGGCCAUGAUCAAGGGCCAGACCGAACAGCCAGACACGUUCCCGCGGAUAUACACGUGCCCGAGCGAGAUGGUGGCGCUGUCCAUGGCCGACGGCUACGCCCGGGUGACCAACGAGCCGCAGUGCGUGAUUGUGCACGUCGACGUGGGCACGUCGGCCAUGGGCGCCGCCAUCCACAACGCCUCGACCGGCCGGGCCCCCGUGCUCAUCUUUGCGGGCCUGUCGCCUUUUACGAUCGAGGGCGAGAUGAGGGGCUCGCGAACCGAGUUCAUUCACUGGAUGCAGGAUAUCCCGGACCAGAAGCAGAUUGUGGCGCAGUACUGCAGAUACACCGGCGAGAUCAAGACGGGCAAGAACGUCAAGCAAAUGGUGCACCGGGCGAUCCAGUUUGCGACGAGCGAGCCCCGGGGCCCCGUGUACCUGAUGGGCGCGCGGGAGGUCAUGGAGGAGGAGAUCACGCCGUACAGCAUCAACCCGAAGCUGUGGCGGCCCGUGAGCCCCGCGGCGCUCCCCGCGGACGGCGUGGCCGAGAUUGCCGAGCUGCUGGCCGGGGCGGAGCGCCCGCUGGUGGUGACGGGCUACAGCGGGCGGGACCACCGGGUGCCCGGCGUGCUGGUGUCCCUGGCGCGGCUGGUGCCGGGGCUGCGGGUGCUCGACACGGGGGGCAGCGACAUGUGCUUCCCCGCCGACGAGCCCGGGUGGCUCAGCAUGCGCUACGGCGUCGACGACAGCGUCCGCGAGGCCGACGUCAUCCUCGUCGUCCACUGCGACGUGCCCUGGGUCAACACGCUGUGCAAGCCCCAGCCCACCUGCCGCAUCGUCCACCUCGACUGCGACCCCCUCAAGCAGCUCAUGCCUGUCUUCUACAUCGACGCAGAGCUGCGGUACCGCGUCGACGCAUACACGGCCCUGGCCCAGAUCGCAGACCACCUGCGGACCGCCGAGCCGUCCAUCCAGGCCCGUCUGGGCGCCGAGUCGUUCGCGCAGCGCCGGGCAGCCCUCGAGGCCGCCCACGCCGCCUUCAUCAGGGACCUCGACGCCAAGGCGGCGGUGGGUGCGGACGGCGGCGGCCGGCCCAGCUCGGCCUACGUGUGCGCGACCAUCCGCGAGAGCCUGCCCCGCGACACCAUCUACGCCAUCGAGGCCGUCACAAACUUUGCCAUUGCGCACGAGCAGCUCCGGACCACCCUGCCGGGCACCUUUAUCAACUGCGGCGGCGGCGGCCUGGGCUGGAGCGGAGGCGGCGCGCUGGGCAUCAAGCUCGCUGCCGACGCGGUGGAUGCGGCGUCGGCGGCGGCCGUCAACGGUGUCAACGGCGUGAAUGGUGUCAAUGGUGGGAACGGGGUUCAGGGGGCAAGCAAGCCCAAGAAGCCACGCUUUGUUGUGCAGAUUGUGGGCGACGGUAGUUAUCUCUUCAGCUUCCCGUCCAGCGUGUACUGGAUCUCGCAGCGCUACGGCAUUCCAAUCAUCACGAUUGUGCUCAACAACAAAGGCUGGAAUGCCCCCCGCCGGUCCAUGCUGCUCGUACACCCAGACGGCCCGGCCUCCAGAGCCACGAACCGGGAGCUCAACAUCUCGUUCGACCCAGCCCCCAACUACUCGGAGAUCGCGCGGGCCGCGAGCGACGGGCACAUCUACGCCGCGAGGGUCGACACGGCGGCAAAGUUCAAGGCCGCGCUGGCGGGCGCGGUCGAGUCGGUGGAGAGCGGGACCUCGGCGGUCAUUGACGUGGCGAUCCUGUAGGACGAUGAUGACUGACGACUGGUGACGAAGAAGAAGAAGAAGAAGAAGAA
This is a messenger RNA of Microdochium trichocladiopsis, 1889 nucleotides long. RefSeq names its product acetolactate synthase. The transcript has 4 exons. NCBI's taxonomy places the organism in Eukaryota, Fungi, Ascomycota, Sordariomycetes, Xylariales, Microdochiaceae. The record is from RefSeq and is a predicted model, not a curated record. Gene Ontology annotation, biological process: L-valine biosynthetic process. Gene Ontology annotation, cellular component: mitochondrion; acetolactate synthase complex. Gene Ontology annotation, molecular function: thiamine pyrophosphate binding; acetolactate synthase activity; flavin adenine dinucleotide binding. Bases 1 to 1839 code for a protein of 612 amino acids.